This is a messenger RNA of Daphnia carinata, 749 nucleotides long. It is a transcript of the gene Arl2, whose product is annotated as ADP-ribosylation factor-like protein 2. Gene Ontology annotation, biological process: protein folding. Gene Ontology annotation, molecular function: GTP binding; GTPase activity. Gene Ontology annotation, cellular component: microtubule cytoskeleton; cytoplasm. Bases 66 to 620 code for a protein of 184 amino acids. NCBI's taxonomy places the organism in Eukaryota, Metazoa, Arthropoda, Branchiopoda, Diplostraca, Daphniidae. The record is from RefSeq and is a predicted model, not a curated record. The transcript has 5 exons.
UGUCAACAACAAACAAGUCGACCCAAGUAAAAUCAAAUAAAUUUCUUACAUUUACAAGUAUUAGAAUGGUCCUGCUGACCAUACUAAAAAAAUUGAAACAAAAGGAGAAGGAAAUGCGACUCCUAAUGCUUGGUCUCGACAAUGCAGGCAAAACGACGAUAUUAAAAAAAUUCAAUGGUGAAGACGUCCACACUAUUUCACCAACUCUAGGCUUCAACAUAAAGACACUGGAGCACCAGAAUUACCAGCUUAAUAUAUGGGAUGUUGGUGGGCAAAAGUCUUUACGGUCCUAUUGGCGAAACUACUUUGAAAGUACAGAUGGUCUUGUUUGGGUGGUAGAUAGUAUUGAUAGAAGGAGGAUGGAAGACUGUACCAAAGAACUACAUUCUUUACUUCAAGAAGAAAGAUUAGCAGGUGCCACGUUACUUGUUUUUGCCAACAAGCAGGAUCUGCCUGGAGCAAUGACAGCUGAUGAAAUCAAGGAGGCAUUAGAUCUCGAAAGCAUUGAGACUCAUCACUGGCGUAUCGUCGGCUGCAGCGCCAUGAACGGCGACAAUCUCUUGGCCGGAAUCGAUUGGCUGGUUGAAGACAUUGGUGCAAGAAUAUUUACAUUAGAGUAAUGUGUAUUCUCUCUCUCUCUCUCUCUAAAAGUCAGUACGGGUUUUGCGGAAGGGGUGGAAGGACAAGAAGUUGUUAAGGUCGUCUUCAUUUAUAAUGUACAAUCGAUGAAUACAAGAGAGACCAUGAAA